Molecule: messenger RNA, 3299 nt
Organism: Octopus sinensis (East Asian common octopus)
Lineage: Eukaryota; Metazoa; Mollusca; Cephalopoda; Octopoda; Octopodidae
Product: RCC1-like G exchanging factor-like protein
Exons: 13
Coding region: 134-1558 (474 amino acids)
Source: RefSeq, a predicted model, not a curated record
UUCACCUAUCGCAGAGUUUUUUUGGAACGUAGCACCCGUGAUAGUCGAGGAAUUACUGUACACGCAUCAGUAAUGGAAUGUGUUUUUUUCAUAAACACUAUUUUCGAAAGCCAUUCUUAACCGGAUCUGACCGAUGUUGCUAUCAAUCCGUACCGUUGAGUUCAUGAUGGCCUUGACGUGUUGGUUGUACUCACCAUAUCAAGUGGUGAGGAGAAGGCUAAGGGUAGCAGUGCCAGCUGAGGUGUCCCGGCACAUAUCCACCUGGAAGAAACGGAUUGAGAAGCAGCAAGCCAUAGAGGAGACUGUAGUGCAAUACACAGCAGAGGAUGUUAGUCACCUGAAUGAAAGACUCUAUGUGUGGGGCUUCUCUGCCACUGGUGCACUGGGGAUCAAGUCCUAUUUAAGACCUGGGGUGAAGCAGACACACCUAUCCUUCAUGCAUCGUCCUGCUAGAUUAAAAUUCUUUGAUGAGCAACAUUUAAAGAUUGGCCAUGUUGCUUGUGGUUAUGGUUUUACAUUAUUCCAGUCUAGUUUACAAGGUUCCUCUGUACUUCUUGGCACUGGUAUUAACACUGAUUCACAAAUUGGAUGUUAUCAAAUGCAGAAGGACUCGGAUAGAUUCCUUGAUUACAUAAUUGAACCCACAAACAUUGAAAUACCUUUUCUUCAUCAAACUAAGACGAAAAUUAUAGGAAUGGCUGGUGGCCGGGCACAUACAAUCAUUCUCACUGAUCAAGAAGGUGUGUUCAGUCUUGGUAACAACUCAUUUGGUCAGUGUGGUCGACCGAUUGUAGAAACAGAAAAAUACAGAGGCAGUUCCACCAUCACUAAAAUUAGACACCUGCCUGAUAACAUAAAAGAGGUUGUUUGUGGUCAAGACCACACAUUCUUUUUGACACAGUCUGGAGAGGUAUACAGCUGUGGCUUAAGCUCAGAUGGACAGACAGGUUUGGGUCAUUACAAGAAUGUGUCACAAGCAACACAAGUGAAAGGUGAUAUUGAAGGUGUCAACAUCAAACAGAUAGCAUGUUCUGGAGAUUGUGUCCUAGCUUUAUCAGAUGAAGGAGAUGUAUUUGGCUGGGGCAACUCUGAGUACAACCAGUUAGCAUUGAUUACUGAUCACACCCAGGUGCAUACACCAAAGCAUUUUAAACUAUCAGCAUCUUUGGGCAAAAUCACCCAAGUGGCAUCUGGUGGGUCAAUCUGUGGGUUUCUGAAUGCCUCUGGUGAAGUUUUUACAUGGGGUUUUGGUAUAUUAGGGCGAGGUCCUAAAGUCCAGUCUUCUACAGUACCUACCAAACUUCCUACUCCACUGUUUGGUGCUAAUGAACUUGAUCCUGCUAAGACUGUUGUUUCCCUCAAAUGUGGAAUUUACCAUUUUGCUGCUCUUACCAACCGUGGUGACCUCUAUACCUGGGGAAAAAACAAGCAAGGAUACCUUGGACUUGGAGACAGAAAUGAUCAAUUCUUUCCACUGAGGGUGUCGAUGCCAGUGGAGGUGAUUAAUGUAUGGUGUGGUGUUGAUCACAUGGUUGCUCACUGUCGAGCAUUCUCAUGACCUGUCCCAUGAAUCUGGUUAAUUACUGUAUUAAUGUUUAUACUCUGCAUAUUGUAGCUGUUAUUUGUUCAUUACUUUUCCCUAUUUUGGUUGUCACUGAUGCAAUUUUGGCUCUUGAUAUUUGUGAUCUGUAGCAGUAUCCAUUUAGUGUAAUUCUGUCCCUUAAUGUCUAUGAUGUCUAGCAGUGUAGUUCUGUCUACUUCUGACUAAGCUCAGUAUGGAGCUAAUUACUGCAAGAAUAUUUUAAGUUUUCAUUCAAUUCACUUCACAUUUUCUUUAUAAAUAGUUUAUUUGCCAUGACUGGGUUGAAUAGGUUGUGGUGUGUUCAGCUUGUGACAUUGUGUUAGUUAGCCAUGUUGACUUUGUGUCUAUUGCAUUUAUGAUAUAACACUACUAUGUGACAUCCAGUAGGUUAUGUAAUAACUAUAUAACAUUGUGUUACAUUGAUGGCCAUGUAACAUUGUAAACAUUGUCUUAAGGUAUAUUACACUGUCACACAUUUUCAUAUAUAACUGUUAAAAUGUUCAAAGCUAAGUCUUUUCAGAUGAACAUCAGCUACAUCAAAACAGCUCCUUGUUGUGAUGGUAGAACAAUGUUGUACAUUGAUGUAUUUUGUUGAAGAACAAACACUACAAGAUGGUGCUAACAAAACUUAAACUCAUAACCUCAGGUUCCUAAUGUUGCUCUUUAAUCAAUUAUUUGUAUUAAUCCUGUUGUUGUAUAACUACUUGUUAUUUUGUCUAUAUUUUAGUCUGUGUACACUGCAGUGUAGUGGUAUACUCUCAGUGAAUAGAGUUUAGGGCCAUGUUCAGUUUCUAAUUGUAGCUAUUUCUCUUAACGUCUUACUUUGUUUAAAACAUAUCACACAUCUUCCCCUCCACAGCCAAGGACCUAUAAUGUGGAUUGAUAGUGAGAUCGAAUUUGACAAAGAUCUUAAUUACUAUUCUGAGAAAGAAUGAGAUGAAUUCUAGCCUGUCAUAGAUUCAGUCCCAAAUAUUCUGUUUGACCUAUUAUCUACUCCAGGCAUUCUUUAUUUGUAAUUGAAAUUUACCACAUUAAAUCAAGUGUACUCUAAUAAAACUUCAUGGAAAAUAAAAAUUAAAUAUACAGAAAAUUACAUUUAUUUCGAAAACUUAAUCUAUAUCAUAUGCCAUAAAGGAGCAAGAGGGGAUUAAAUGUCAUUAAAUAUAUCUAUGUAAAUUUUAUUCUAUCAACAGUCCUGGUCAGUCUAAAAUAAAUAGUAAAAUUUAAUCUCAUUUCAUAAAAAUAUAACAUUAAUGUUAGUUUUCAAUGCUUCAUUGUGGUUAUCAACUUUUCUCAAUCAAAUUGAACAUCUAACUCUCAUUCACUGUGAUGUUUACUUUCUGUCUCACUUUUUAAAUCUGUUCACUUGCUAUAAAUCUUAGCAAGAAAUUAUGAACUAAUAUUUCAAUGAUUUAAAGAAAUUUAAAACAUUGAAAUAAAUAUAAGAUGGAAUAAAAAAAGAUAUUUUUUCACGCAAAAUCCUGAUUUCUAGAAAACUAAGUUCCCCAUCUCUGAUAGAAAGACAUCCAACUUCAAAAGAACCUGUCUUAACAAUUGAAGAAAAUGUAUAAAGUUGUUCAACCAUUCAAUUCUAAGCCUGUUCAUAAAUGUAAAUAUAUUUAACAAAAAAAUUGUUCUAAAUUGAAGAAAGAAGGGAACUUUGCUAAGUUUUCUGAAAAUGUAUUUUAGAAUAAAUAUAGUAAUAUAUAAAUUGUAC